AUGAACUUUACAUUUUACUACUAUACCCCUUCAGCUGCGGCGGCGGCUAUUUUUGUCGUGUUAUUUGGGCUGAGUACCCUUCUACACUUCUACCAACUUGUGCGGACACGAACAUGGUUCAUGAUUCCAUUUUUGAUUGGAGGAAUUCUCGAGACUAUCGGUUACAUUGGUCGUUUACUAUCCUCGCGCGAGUCACCUGAUUUCACCAAAGGCCCCUAUGUCAUGCAAAGUGCCUUGAUUUUGAUCGCGCCCGCAUUUUUGGCCGCAAGCAUCUAUAUGACUCUUGGUCGGAUCAUCGUCAUGACUGAUGCAGAGCGAUGCUCGGUUAUCAAGCUUAAAUGGUUGACCAAGCUCUUUGUGACCGGUGACGUUUUGUCUUUCUUGAUGCAAGCCUCAGGAGCGGGUCUCAUGGUUGCGAAUUCCAGCAGUCCAAGUACUGGUGAGCACGUCAUCAUUGGUGGUCUCUUCGUGCAGAUUAUCUUCUUUGGCUUUUUCACAAUCACUGCUGUUGUGUUCCAGGCUCGGAUGGCCAAAAGCCCCACUAGUCGCUCGAUUGAGCUGGGAAAUAUCUGGCCUCGGCACAUGACCGCCCUCUAUGUUUCCAGCAUUUUGAUUUUGAUUCGCUCGGUGGUUCGUGUGGUGGAAUAUCUCCAAGGAUAUAGCGGGUACUUGAUGAAGCACGAAGUUUUCAUCUAUGUGUUCGAUGCACUGUUGAUGUUUUCAGUGAUGAUGGUUCUUCAGUAUUCGCACCCCAGUGAGAUCAACUGCUUGCUGGGCCGGGGCGAAAAGUAUUCGGAAAAAAUGAUCAAGACACGGCAGUUCGUUCCUCGCUCAGCACUUGAGCUCGGUGAAGACCAAGUGUAG
Molecule: messenger RNA, 864 nt
Organism: Penicillium longicatenatum
Lineage: Eukaryota; Fungi; Ascomycota; Eurotiomycetes; Eurotiales; Aspergillaceae
Product: RTA1 domain-containing protein
Exons: 3
Coding region: 1-864 (287 amino acids)
Cellular component (GO): membrane
Source: RefSeq, a predicted model, not a curated record